AUGGCGCUGCUCGACAAGGUGCCCGGUGCCCUGAGCCUCUACAUCGGCGGCCUCUUCUCCCUGCACCGCCGCGAGGCCCUGGCCGAGGCGAAAAUCACCCAUGUGCUCUCGGUGCUGCGCCUGCCGCUCGGCAGCGAGCUGUUCCGCCCCUACACGCACCGUGUCGUACAGGUCGACGACGUCGACGACGAGAACCUGCUGGAGCAUUUCCCCGAAACCAACCGUUUCAUCCAGGACGGUCUUGACAGCGGCGGUGGCGUCCUCGUGCACUGUGCUAUGGGCAAGUCCCGAUCGGCCACAGUGGUCAUAGCUUACCUGAUGCACAAGUACCACAUGUCGCCGGCUGAGGCCCUCGAGCAAAUCCGCUUGGCCCGCCCGAUUUGCGAGCCAAACGAGGGCUUCAUGAAGCAGUUGCAAAUCUACCACGACAUGAAAAUGGCGGACAACGUGGACGAAUCGCCGGCCUACCAGCGCUGGCUCUACCAGCGCGAGGUCGAGCUGAGCCGCGCUUGCGGCCAGGCGCCCGAGGCAGAGAAGAUCCGAUUCGAGGACGAGCAUGUGCAGGAGGCCCAGGCAGAGCUGGAGCUGAGAUGUCGCAAAUGCAGACGUCCGCUGGCAACAUCGGCGUUCAUCAACAGUCAUGCUGCUUCAACGAGCGAGGCCGGUCAGCAGAGGUUGGACGCCUCGAACUGCUCGCACUACUUUAUCGACCCCCUGUCAUGGAUGAGGCCCGAGCUCGAGCAGGGAAAGCUUGACGGACGGUUCGAGUGCCCCAAAUGCAAGACUAACGUGGGUAAGUACGCCUGGCAGGGCAUGCGGUGCAACUGCGGCGACUGGGUGGUCCCCGCCAUUAGCCUGGCCAAAGGACGCAUCGACGAGGUGCGCAAGCGCGCGGGGAACGCGGAACACCUGUCGAGCAUCAGGAGACCACCUGGCGUAGGAGGAGGAGGAGGCGGAGGAGGCGGAGGAGGCGGCGGCGGCGGCGGCGGCGGCGGCGGACCGAUAGGCCCUGGAGCAGGCGCAGCGGGUACGAGUAGGACUCCCGGGAUGGGCAAUUUGUAG
Molecule: messenger RNA, 1062 nt
Organism: Diplodia corticola
Lineage: Eukaryota; Fungi; Ascomycota; Dothideomycetes; Botryosphaeriales; Botryosphaeriaceae
Product: dual specificity phosphatase
Exons: 4
Coding region: 1-1062 (353 amino acids)
Biological process (GO): protein dephosphorylation
Cellular component (GO): nucleus
Molecular function (GO): protein tyrosine/serine/threonine phosphatase activity
Source: RefSeq, a predicted model, not a curated record